ACUCUUUGUCUCAGCGCCCUCUUUCAAGUCGGACGUAUUUUGAAUCUGCACUAAAGAUGGCGACGCUCAGUAAACGAUCAUGCCUGAAGUUUCUCCUACAUCUUGCCCAAGAUAAUCUGGAUUUCAGAUUACCGGAGAUCAAGGCUUUACUGGCUGUCAGAGGAAAACCAUUCCAUCCUGAUGAAAACUUCAAAGAAAAGUCUCCUUUCUGGUGUCUGGAUGGCUUGUGUGAGGAUGAUGUUCGUGCCAUCAUGGCCAGAUCAGUUUGUGCAAAGUCUGCCUUUGAAUUAUGGGGCCACGGAGAGACACACAGUGAUCUCCAAACGUCUCUCCUAAACUAUCCAUUAGAGAAUAUGUCACCAUUCAUGCGCAAGGACUCCACAUACAGAAUCAAUGUCUACACCUUCAACAAGACCCUGGAGUUUACUGACAGAAUCAAAAGGAUUGAUGCUUUGGAGUAUCUUCCAUUUGAGGGCACAGUGAGUCUGAAGAGUGCACAGCACAUUUUCUGUUUACUGGAGGAUUACGGCACUGACCCCAACAACAUCCCAGACAAUCCAUACUACGUCUACUUUGGUCGAUGGAUAGCGGACGGUCAGCGUGAGUUGAUCCGCUCCCACAGUGUGAAGAACAGACACUUCAUUGGAAACACCAGCAUGGAUGCUGGCCUGUCAUUUAUCAUGGCAAACCAUGCUAAGGUCAAAGAGAAUGACGUUGUUUUUGACCCAUUUGUAGGCACAGGGAGCCUUUUGGUUGCAUGUUCUCAUUUUGGAGCCUAUGUCUGUGGAAUAGAUAUUGAUUACAACACUAUCCAUGGCAGAGGUCGGUCAAGCCGUAAAAACCAGAAGUGGCGAGGACCUGAUGAGAAUAUCCGAGCCAACCUCCGUCAAUAUGGAACAGAGAAGAUGUAUUUGGAUGUCAUGGUGUCUGAUGCGUCCAAGUCUGUGUGGAGAAACGCUGCUCUGUUUGAUGCCAUCAUUACUGAUCCUCCAUAUGGUAUCCGUGAGUCCACAAGGCGGACAGGUUCUCACAAAGACAUCCCCAGACCCCCUGAUGCCAUCUAUCUAGAGUCUCACGUCCCUGUCUCACUGGCGUACCACCUUAAUGACAUCUUCACAGAUCUGUUAAACUUCUCUGCCCAUCACCUGGUCAUGGGCGGGAGGCUCGUAUAUUGGCUGCCGGUCUACAGGCCAGAAUACAGUGAGGAGGAGAUGGUCCCUCUUCAUCCGUGUCUACAGCUCGUCAGCAACUGUGAACAGACACUCUCCAGCCACACGGCACGACGCCUGAUCACCAUGGAGAAGAUCAAGGAGCCACAGGAGUUUGACAGCCUGGCUCAUCUGACAGACUCACGCCUCAGGCCCUACCAGGGACACAAUGCCUUCAGAGAGAAGUAUUUUAGUGGACUUAAUAAGAGAUGUGGCAAAGAGGACAACAAAUCUGAUGUUAAUGGAGAAUAAUUUCAUACUUCAUGAAUAACAUCAGAGGAAAUGAACCACACACAAGAAUCAUGACAUGGCUGGUAAUGGAUUCAAGAGGGAAACAAGUGUAACUCAUUAGGUUUUAUUAAUUAUCCUUUUCUUUUUUUUUUCUUUUUUAAAACUUUUCCUACUAUUUUAACUAAAAUUGUUUUACGCUUUGUACCUAUUUCUGUGCAAAUAAACAGAUUCAAUCUGUCAAAAGUA
Messenger RNA from Solea solea (common sole), 1685 nucleotides. RefSeq names its product tRNA methyltransferase 11 homolog (gene trmt11). Gene Ontology annotation, biological process: methylation. Bases 57 to 1460 code for a protein of 467 amino acids. The transcript is spliced from 13 exons. Gene Ontology annotation, cellular component: cytoplasm. The record is from RefSeq and is a predicted model, not a curated record. Gene Ontology annotation, molecular function: nucleic acid binding. NCBI's taxonomy places the organism in Eukaryota, Metazoa, Chordata, Actinopteri, Pleuronectiformes, Soleidae.